This is a messenger RNA of Ascochyta rabiei, 1197 nucleotides long. RefSeq names its product Peptide chain release factor N(5)-glutamine methyltransferase. Lineage: Eukaryota; Fungi; Ascomycota; Dothideomycetes; Pleosporales; Didymellaceae. Gene Ontology annotation, cellular component: mitochondrion. The record is from RefSeq and is a predicted model, not a curated record. The coding region runs from base 1 to 1197 and encodes 398 amino acids. The transcript has 2 exons.
AUGCCACGCAUACCAACAGCGCUCCUUCGCGAAGCGCGUGCGAUAGAUGCUUUUCUUCCAGAUCUCCUUGGCCCCUGUCGCGAUCUCCACACGGCCCAGAAGGAGCUGCGAUGGCUCCGCGAACACGUCGAGAAAGUUGCGAAAGCGCGUCGCGUCAAGGGAGACACAUUGGCCAAGGGCGCAUUGCUCCGCCAGCUGGUAGCCCAAAGAGGUAGAGGAAAACCACUGCAGUACCUGCUAGGGACAGAGUAUUUUGGCGACUUGGAAAUAAGGUGCAGGCCUGGUGUGCUGAUACCGAGACAAGACACGGCAGCGUCGGUCACACACCUGGCGAAGCUUGUCCGAGCCGCGCAGAACCUACCCAACGAGCUGCGUGUUCUGGACCUGUGCACCGGCACCGGCUGCAUCCCGUUGUUGUUCCGCCAUGAGUUCGCAUCCACACGCAGAGACAUGGAUCUGCGCAUGGUUGGUAUCGACAUCUCGGACGCGAGCAUGAACCUAGCACAGCACAACCUCAGCAAACUCGAGAAGAGCAUUCAAACAGGUAACGGCAUGAUCAAGUUUGCGAAAGCCGAUGUUCUCGCAGAUCCAUUCGCCGAUCUAGCCGUAGGAGCUCCGUUGCCUCUCAAGACCAUGUUGAACUACAAUCGAUGGACACCAUUCUGGGACAUAUUGACCUCGAAUCCACCCUACAUCUCUCCUUCCGCGUACUGGAAGACUACCACACGUUCGGUCCGAGCGUUCGAGCCAAAGCUGUCUCUUGUGCCUCCGCCAAAACCAAACCUCGAUGACACGCAGCAAGGAGACGUGUUCUACCCACGUCUUCUUCACAUUGCAAACGAAGUGGAAGCAAAGAUUGUGCUCCUGGAAGUUGCAGACCUUGAGCAGGCGUUGCGCGUUGCCCAGCUGGCUCAAGAGAUGGGCACCUUCGAUGGUGUCGAGAUAUGGAGAGAUGAACCGGACGCGUCUCCCAGCCGGGCCACGACUGAAGGUGGGUACUGCAUCUAUGGCGAAGGCAACGCUCGCUCCGUGGUCUGCUGGCGCGGCGCAGGAGCAUCCUGGCUAGGGAAAACCAGUCCACCGAAGACUCCAGACCCUGACCAACGCACACCAAAGAGUUUGUCGACUAGGGAUUUGUCUCCCUCGUUUCACCACCCUGUGGUCGAUGAAUCCAACGUGAAAGCGAGGGAAGAAUAG